Molecule: messenger RNA, 3295 nt
Organism: Ctenopharyngodon idella (grass carp)
Lineage: Eukaryota; Metazoa; Chordata; Actinopteri; Cypriniformes; Xenocyprididae
Product: platelet glycoprotein V
Exons: 2
Coding region: 238-2160 (640 amino acids)
Molecular function (GO): protein binding
Source: RefSeq, a predicted model, not a curated record
AACAUAAUGAAUACACUGUGCAUUAAUAUGAGUUCUGAAACCAUUUACUGGCAUUCAACUGGCAAAUCAGAUAAACAAAAACAACUCAUCAAGACGGAUGCAGUCUUCCAUGUGGGCUGCACUGCAGAGCAAGAUAUGAGUAGAAAGGGAAGAGCUAUUUCCAAAUUAUGGUUAUUAAAAGCAUGAACACAUCCAUUUUAUCCAGACAGUCUUCAAUACUUACGAGAGUUUGAGAGUAUGUGGUUCACGUUUAUUCUACUUCAGCUUCUGCCUCAGCUCACACUCAGUGCUCGCUGUCCCAGCGGAUGCGUUUGUGAUGUUAGGGGUUCCGCAAAAUGCAUUGGGGGCAUCACCGACGUACCCCCUCUCGACCCAAACACAACAUUUCUACUCUUGCUGAACAACACAAACAUAAAGGUUCUCAAAGACCAAAGUUUUCAGUCGCUCUCUCUUCUGCUACGAUUAAUGAUCACGCAUAGCACUCUUGACACCAUUCAACCAGAAGCCUUCCAUGGUGCUCCACAGCUCCUGUCUAUCAAAAUGUCAUCAAACGCACUCACGGUCAUCCCACCCAAUGUAUUUAGUGAGCAGAGCAUUUUGGAGCAACUGCAUUUAGAUGGUAACAAUAUAGUUUCCAUUACUUCAGACCUCUUCAAGGGGUUGGUCAACCUAACCGAGCUAGAUCUGAGCAAGAACCGCAUUUCCCAGCUGAAUGCUGACGUCUUCCAGAACUUGACUAAGCUGAAUUACCUAAACUUAGGUAGUAACCAACUGAGGAGCCUCCCAAACACACUUUUUCACAACCUAAGGCAACUCAAAUCUCUGGUACUCUCGUUCAACCAGCUGGAGACUCUGGAAAGUGGUUCCUUUGACCAUCUAAGCAACCUGUUGUUGUUAAUGCUACAGAAGAACCAGAUCCGAGAGGUUCCUCCGCGUCUUUUCUGGCACUUGCCAUCCCUGCUCACCCUCUCAAUGUCAGGCAACCAACUCAGGUAUAUUCCAGCCAAAAGUUUCUACUACUUACCCAACCUAACCAAGCUCACCCUCUUCAAGAACCCCUUGAUCUCCCUACCUGACCAGCUGAUGGGCAACAUGCCGAGGCUCCAAGAAUUGUACCUUUACGAAACUAAUCUUGUCACUGUCCCUUGGAACCUUUUUGCUAACAUGACCAACCUAAGGUUUCUCAAUUUACACUUUAACGACAAUUUGACCUCCCUACCAAUGGACCUCUUCUGUUGCCUGCCCAACCUGAAGAAACUGUCCCUGAGAUACAACAACCUUCGGGCGCUGGAUCCGGAGCUCUUCUCGAAAUUGACUAGUCUUCAAAUUCUAAUGCUUAAUGGUAACAAUCUUGAGUCUCUCCCAGCGACAAUCUUUUGCAAUACCUCCAGACUAGAAACACUGGACCUGAACCAAAACCAUCUAAGGUAUCUCCCCGGAGAUAUUUUUGUACACACAAAGGCGCUGAAUGUGCUCUCUCUUAGUGGCAAUAAAUGGAAGUGUGAUUGUAGUAUUUUGGGUAUUGCAGAAUGGAUUCGCGACAACCCAAGGGUAAUCAAUGACUUGGACAAAGGAGUAGCAUGCUAUGAACCAUACUACUUACAAAACCAUCCGCUGCAAACAUUGACCUAUGAAGAACUCCAAUGUGGUCGGGGUGUUUUCCAGACAACGUUUAUGACUACAAGCAUCAUUCCUACACAGGUUCCUGCAACGUCAACCCCACUAUCAUCUUCGGCUACAAGCACAAAACCAAGAACUACAGCAACUUCAACUGCACCUUCAACUUCAAGCACUUUUGCAACAACUGCCUCUCUAUUUUCUCCUACAGCUGAUCAUGCAUACAUACGACAAGGCAAUGACUACAACGAUGAUCUGGUGUUCUACAAUACAAUUGUCUUGGAAAACGGACCUGAAAUUGUUCACAACAAUCAUUACGGUGGUUGGGUGUACCUGUGGACUGUCCCGUCGACUGGUCCAUACAGUGGUUUCAUGAUGGCUUUGUACAUUGUUCUCUUGGUCAUCGGUGUAGUACUGAUUGUGGCCACCAUGUAUGCUUUGUAUCGACUUCAUAAGGUGGUGUGGGUGUUAGGGAAAGUCACUUUGGGAGACAAUCAGAGAAUAAUGGUGAGAAGAGUACGAAGCUUCAAAGUCAAACUCUAGAGAAAGCUUAAAGGAACACUCCACUUUUUUUGAAAAUAGGCUCAUUUUCCAACUCCCCUAGAGUUAAACAGUUGAGUUUUACCGUUUUCGAAUCCAUUCAGCCGAUCUCCGGGUCUGGCGGUACCACUUUUAGCAUAGCUUAGCAUAGUUCAUUGAAUCUGAUUAGACCGUUAGCAUUUCGUUAAAAAAACCCCAGAGUUUCAAUAUUUUUCCUAUUUAAAACUUGACUCUUCUGUAGUUACAUUGUGUACUAAGACUGACGGAAAACGAAAAGUUACGAUUUUCUAGGCCGAUAUGACUAGGAACUAGAUAUGACGUAAUAUCAUUGCGCCUGCUGCAGCCAUGGUAUGGGAGCAAAGUUCCUUGAUCAUUACGCCGGAAUGACAGUAUAGUUCCUAGUCAUAUCGGCCUAGAAAAUCGCAACUUUUAAUUUUCCAUCGGUCUUAGUACACGAUGUAACUACAGAAGAGUCAAGUUUUAAAUAGGAAAAAUAUUGAAACUCUUUGGUCAUUUUUUAAUGAGAUUCUAAUGGUCUAAUCAGAUUCAAUGAACUAUGCUAACCUAUGCUAAAAGUGGUACCGCCAGACGGAAACGGUAAAACUCAACUGUUUAACUCUAGGGGAGUUGGAAAAUGAGCCUAUUUUCAAAAAAAGUGGAGUGUUCCUUUAAAGUUAUUAUAUAGCAACAUGUUGUGCUUUCUUUGCACAUUAUUAUGCAUACUAAUUCCACUCCAUACAUAUUUAUGGGGAAAACAUUUUUCUAAUUAAAGUUUCAUUACAAAUGAUGUUCAGCACAACAAUUUAUGUGAAAAGUUGAAUUAAUUUCUUGUUUCAAUGAAAAUUAAUCUCAUGGUUUUCAAUAUGGUCUCAGAAUUAUGUACACCCAUAUAUAAUGAUACUUGGUUUUAUGACAGACUAAAAGUUAAACAUGACCAUAAAUGUAUAUUUUUGUAAGAAUUCAUUUAUACAGCCAUUUACAACAAAUCGUUUGUUUCUUUUUAAAUACAUGAGUUUUCCUUUCUGCAGUUUCCACAUUCCAAUGCUUUACAUUCACCAAAAAAUGAUAUGGACACACCCUUGCUAGCUGUUUGCAAAAUUUUAUCUGCAAGACCAAAUAAAAUGUUUCUGUACCUUGA